ACAGCGAUUUUUGUGCCGUAGCCUCCAUAACUACAAGCACACUACUUUCUUUCUCUAGGAAGCAUCCAUUUUUCUCCCCUUCUUAAAAACAUUUCAUAGAAAUUUCGAUGAUUCUAAUGUAAACAGGAUCAAGGAUUCAACACAAUAUCUAAGGCUUUUGAUCAUUAAUUUGUCUUCCUUUUUGCUAUCGAUACACUUCAUCUUUAAACCCAUAAGCCCCUUUAAAAGUAACCCUUUGAGUCCCAACUUUUAACGUUGUUGUUGGAUCUUUUUGUCAGAAUUUUGUUUAUUAGAGCGUGGCUUUGAUUCUUUCUGUGUUUGAAGCUUCUCUUUGACGGUUUGCCAUCUUUUAAUCUGAAUCACUCACUCGUGUGUUGUCCCAAAGCAAUCUUCCUUUGUUUUCACGUUCAUCUCUUCAAUCGAUACUCACUUUUUUCUGUUCAUGUUUGUUGAAGGAAGUGUUCUGAAAACAAUUGAGUGAAGAUUUGAAAUUCAUAGCUAUGGACCAAAGUAUGUUAUGGCCGGUGAAGUACACCGAGCACCCAAAAAUCAUUCAAAAAGUUGUUAGACCCUCAAACCAAAAGCCCAGAAAAUCCUCAUUAUCCCAACAAAAACAAAGUUUCAAUUUUCCCAGAACUGUUCGGAUUUCUGUAACUGAUCCCUACGCAACUGAUUCAUCGAGUGACGAUGAGGACCAGCUUUUUAGGAGGCAACGAGUGAAGAAGUACACCAACGAAAUCAGAAUCGAAACAGUUGCCAAAACCACUGUCAAUGCCGUUAAUGGAAACGAAAGGUGUAAGAAGAGAAAUGAAGGGGUUCUACAGGCCAAGCCGAAGCCGAUGAAGGUGAAGGAGGUGGCGCAGCCCGCGGCGAAUGGUGGAGUUCGGAAAUUCAGGGGUGUUCGGCAGAGGCCUUGGGGUAAAUGGGCGGCAGAGAUCAGAGACCCCAGCCGUAGAGUCAGGCUCUGGUUGGGUACUUACGACACCGCGGAAGAGGCUGCUAUGGUUUAUGACAACGCUGCUAUAAAACUCCGCGGGCCGGAUGCUUUAACUAACUUCGUAACGCCUCCGACCAAGGAUAUGCCGGAGACGAUCGAUACUUCAGUUUCCGGCUACGAGUCCGGCGAUGAGUCUCGAAAUCUUUUAUCUCCGACGUCUGUUCUCCGGUACAGGACCAGCCAGUCGAGUGAAAAUGACACCGAUCAACAAUCAGCGUCCGAACCGUGUCAGGAAGUGGGCAAAGAUGCUGAACCGAGUGCCCCUGUCGGCAUACCGGACCGGAACCAAACGGUUAAUGAAACUGAUUCAAGUCACGGUCCGGUUCAGGUGGUUCAAGAGUGUGAAGGGGAGACAGGUAUGGUACCCGACUAUACUAAUGACUAUUUAUCAAUGGACAUUCCGUUCCUAGACGACUUCUUUAAUUUCCAACCUCAAGAAAAUACAUUAUUCGACGAUGCUCAAAUUUUGGCCGAGGAUUUCAACAUGGCAUUUGAUGACAUUCCAGCAUUCAUGGACAUUUCACAAGGAUCAGACUUUGGGGAUUUUAGUUUUAAUAGUUCAUUUCAAGAUCUCAAUUCAAUAGAAGUUGAUGACUAUUUCGUUGACAUGGCCGACUUUGCUAGUGCAGACACACUUCUAGCAAUAUGACAUAACAAAAAUCCAGAGCUAAACAUCGCCGGUUUGUCAAUCUUGAUGGCAAAUUUUGUCCACUGGCUUGAUUUGUAUUUCCCAUUAAAUAUUUUUAGUAUAUUCAGCGUCUCGUAUCUCCAUUCCAUAAUAGUAAAUGGAAUUUUAGCAAAGUUCUUUAUUUAGUUUAUAUAUAGCCUUUCUGGUAAUAAAAUAAAUUUGUAUUUUCGAGAUAAUGUUUAUUUAAUUUGUUUAGUAUUUUUAAAUUUUAGAUGGAUGUUGUAGAUGCAAAGUGGCAUUCUUUUUGUCCCACAAGAGUAGGAGCAAUUUGCGGUUGUCGUGUUGACUGAGUCGAUGACUCGAAGUUCGU
Olea europaea var. sylvestris is the source of this 1995-nucleotide messenger RNA. Its product is annotated as ethylene-responsive transcription factor CRF1-like. The transcript has a single exon. Gene Ontology annotation, molecular function: DNA binding; DNA-binding transcription factor activity. The record is from RefSeq and is a predicted model, not a curated record. Gene Ontology annotation, biological process: regulation of DNA-templated transcription. NCBI's taxonomy places the organism in Eukaryota, Viridiplantae, Streptophyta, Magnoliopsida, Lamiales, Oleaceae. The coding region runs from base 501 to 1646 and encodes 381 amino acids.